AUGAGCUCCGACAUCGCGUGGCAGGUCAUCCGCAACAACUCGGCCUUCCUCCGAACCCGCAAGAACAUCCCCAAGAAGUUCUCCGUCGAGAAGUUCAACUUGACCAACACCAACUCCCAGCGACACAACGGACUCAUCAACAAGAAGGGAAUCGAUGUCUCGAUCAACCAGAAGGGAGAGCUGGCUGUUGCCAUCAAGUCGCAGAGGAAGUCGCACCAGCCCGUGAACGCCGUCGUCACCAAGACGCUCAACGCCAAGAACGGACGCUCGGCCCUCAGGAAGGUCGGCCGCAUUGCUGGCGGAUACAAGGCCAUCCAUGCCCUGCCCGCCCAACGCCGUGCCUCCCAGUUGCUGCGCUCGCUGAAGCACAAAUCGGCUGCCAAGAAGCCGGUGACCGAGGCCAAGGCCGAA
Messenger RNA from Mesorhabditis spiculigera, 411 nucleotides. The record is from the annotation of a GenBank genome assembly. NCBI's taxonomy places the organism in Eukaryota, Metazoa, Nematoda, Chromadorea, Rhabditida, Rhabditidae.